CACUGUUCAACUCAGAAGAAGAGAGUUGACAGUCCAAAGUCUGAGCAACCAGUCUAAGAUCUCAGAGGCAGAUCCCAGGGGGACUUCUUGGUAACCAGACCCAGCAUCAUGAACAGGCUGAAGGUGAUCUCCAGGCACCUGUUUCCCGGCGGCUCCUCGGAGCCGCUCCGGGUCUUACGGAGCUCUGAGUGCGGCUCCUCGGUGCCGAGCUCCGGGGAGGAGGUGGUGGUGGUCCACGGACGGAGGACCGCGAUCGGAAAGGCCAAAAGAGGAAGCUUCAAGGACACCACGCCUGACGAACUGCUGUGCGCCGUGAUGACAGCUGUGCUGACAGAUGUUGGACUGUCUCCUGAUCAGCUGGGGGACAUCUGUGUGGGUAAUGUGCUGCAGCCCGGAGCCGGAGCUCUGAUGGUCCGAGUGGCUCACUUCCUCAGUGGUUUUCCAGAGACGGUUCCUGUUUACACCGUGAAUAGACAGUGCUCCUCCGGCCUGCAGGCGCUCCUCAACAUUGCAGGAGCCAUCAGGACUGGAUCCAUUGAGCUGGGCCUGGCCUGCGGAGUGGAGAGCAUGUCGCUGAGAUCCGUUGGGAAUCCAGGAGAUCUGAGCUCCAGUCUGUCGAAUAACGAAAAGGCCCGGGACUGUCUGAUCCCGAUGGGCAUCACGUCGGAGAACGUCGCUGAGAGGUUCGAAGUCUCCAGAGAGAAGCAGGACGCCUUCGCUCUCAGUUCGCAACUCAAAGCAGCCCAGGCUCAGAACUCGGGUCGGUUCGACCAGGAGAUCGUUCCUGUCACUGUCACAGUCGUGGAUGACUCAGGAAGGGAACGCCAGCUGAUGGUGAGGAAGGAUGAGGGCAUCCGAUCAGGAACUACGCUGGAGGGACUCUCCAGACUGCGACCUGCCUUCAAACCCGACGGCAGUACCACAGCAGGUAACUCCAGCCAGGUGAGUGACGGGGCGGCAGCCGUGCUGCUGGGCCGCAGGUCCGCUGUGGAGGCUCUGGGUCUGCCGGUGCUGGGAGUUCUGCGGGGCAGCGCCGUGGUGGGGGUCCCUCCGGACGUGAUGGGGAUCGGACCGGCAUUAGCCAUUCCUGCAGCUCUUCGGCAGGCAGGUCUCACUGUGGACGACGUCGAUGUGUUUGAAAUUAACGAGGCCUUCGCCAGCCAGGCUGUGUACUGUGUGGAGAAACUGGGAAUCCCACUGGAGAAGGUGAAUCCUAACGGGGGCGCCAUCGCGCUGGGCCACCCUCUGGGUUGCACUGGAGCCCGGCAGGUGGUGACGCUGCUGAACGAGCUCCAGCGCAGAGGCAGGAGGGCAUAUGGAGUCGUGUCCAUGUGCAUCGGCACCGGGAUGGGAGCUGCAGCUGUCUUUGAGUACCUUGGACCGUAGCAGCAGAGGGUGGAUGGAGUUCUGGUCUCUGUGAGCAGCUGAAAUGUUCUGGGAGACUCCGAGGUGGAGGAAGUUCAGGAAAGAGUUGAAAUUUAAAAAAUCAGGAAUGCUUCUGUCUCUGAGGAAAUGAGUUUAACUGAUAAUUGUAGUUUAUUUUCUUGUAAAUCCUGAAAACUUCCUGAUUUAUCUCCUGAACUUGAUGAACUGAUGGUCCCUAACAGCCAUGUGGAACAUUUUCCCAUGAAGAGAAAUUUCUUACAUUAGUCUUUAGAUGGAAGGAAUCAGAAUAAAGAAUCAGCACCUAAACCAGAA
Molecule: messenger RNA, 1698 nt
Organism: Girardinichthys multiradiatus
Lineage: Eukaryota; Metazoa; Chordata; Actinopteri; Cyprinodontiformes; Goodeidae
Gene: acaa1
Product: acetyl-CoA acyltransferase 1
Exons: 12
Coding region: 109-1386 (425 amino acids)
Biological process (GO): fatty acid beta-oxidation; phenylacetate catabolic process
Cellular component (GO): peroxisome
Molecular function (GO): acetyl-CoA C-acyltransferase activity
Source: RefSeq, a predicted model, not a curated record